AUGGUAAAUGGUGUGGUGCCCUCGCAAAAGACCAAAGCGGCGGAAUGUUGUGGUGAGGAAUCGAUGGUUCAACAAGACUUGAUAGCGUGGCGGCAGAAGAUGCGUGAAGAGUGCCGGCAGCGCCUGCGAGCGGCAACCACAAGGGCGGGUCUUAUGCGAGCACCAUCACAAAAGUCAACAUUCUCCGGCCCGUCAACACAAUCUAAGCUGGGUGAAAGAGAAUGUAGUGUACGUUGUAGAAACUCCCAUAAACAGUUAGAAAAGUCUGAAAUGUCGGAGCUCCAGAGGUACUCUCUUGAAUUGUGUGAAGCACAGGGGCCACCACAGGGGGGAAAGGAAAACCUACCUUGGUUUAUGGCCCCAGUUUCUGUGUGGAACAAGCAAAUGAAGCGUUACUGUGGAACGAAGGGGGAAGGUAGCAUUGUGAAGAAGGAACCGUAUCCGCAGCAUAAGGAAACGGUGCGAGCGGCGGCCUCCUUGUCAGUCCCUAGCAAGCAGCAAGGUAGUGCGUUCCAUGUGUACAAAGAUGAACUAGCGGUGUGCACCACUGCAUACAAAAAAUCAUCUAUGUUUUCAUCGUCACCACUUCGCCGUAAGCUGUUGAGACGCAUCGGGGCAAGGACCAAAUCCAAACACUCUACAAAUGUGCAGGCGGAGGGGCAAAAAACAACCGAGGUUUCACAUUCCCAGCAGAACAAAGAUACGUCAGGGACUGAAAGAACAGGAGCAAAUGCAUUUAAGAAUCCACCGCGGUCGCAACACCGCAGGACGGUUAGUGAAGUAACUCUCACCCAUGCAAAGGCUGUUGAUGCGUCGAAUGUGGAGUUUCCGCCCCGGGGAAAAGUUUACCGUUCUGGAUUACGGUCGUCUUCCGCAGGUACAAUUCGGUAUGGGAUUGCCUCUCGGCCAGUGGAAGCAUCGUGCUGUUCAAAGGGUGCGGUGGUUAGCACCCCAGUUUCAGGUGAUAUGUGCCAUUCUAAAUUGGAGAAAACAACUAAGGAAUUGUCUCUUGACAGGACUGGUGCGCUUUCACCCUUAACAGAUGCAGUUGUUUCCUCAGAAACUCCCACUUGCAACACCAGUUUUGAAUCAGUGUCAAACUUUACAGGGGAGCUGACCCGUGGUGAACCAUCGCCUAUGUUUGCGCAGCUGCUAGAUCGGCUUGCGUUUCCACUCCCAAGUCAUGGAGCCGUUGUAGAGAGCUCUGCUGCCGUCCCAGCUCCUCGCGAAUUGUGCCCACAGCCGUAUCCCUUUGAUGUGUCACGUCGCAUGACGCAUUAG
Molecule: messenger RNA, 1281 nt
Organism: Trypanosoma brucei brucei TREU927
Lineage: Eukaryota; Euglenozoa; Kinetoplastea; Trypanosomatida; Trypanosomatidae
Gene: Tb927.4.580
Exons: 1
Coding region: 1-1281 (426 amino acids)
Source: RefSeq, a predicted model, not a curated record